GUACUUGUGGCAAAUGCCUAUUUUGCUUGUAUCUUAAGUUGACUCUGCAAUGAAUUCUCCUUUUGACUCUAGGACUUUUUAAGAGGUAGAGGAGGAUGAUGAUACCGAAUCGCAACGUGAAGAAGAGAAGGAAGAAAUGAAAUGCUAUUCAAGAAGAAAGGUAUUUUCUAACUGGAGCCGCUAUGAGGAUACAGAAAAAGAGGGACAGAGUGAAGCUGGGGAGUCACAGAGAGGAACAGACUUCAGUGUUUUGCUUAGCUCAGCAGGAGAUUCCUUUACACAGUUUCGAUUUGCUGACGAGAAGGAAUGGGAUAAAGAAAGUAUAUGCCAUAAGCAGUUCUCUGCACUUUCUGUUGACUGCCAGUCUUUGGUCCAGGCCCUUCAGGAAUUGCCUCUACAUCUGAGGCUGAAUAUAGCUGCUGACCUUGUGCAGGCAUCAACACCUCUAGAGGUCCCACAGAUGAAAUCUAAAAUUUUUGAAGAUGGGAAGAAGAGAGAGCAGCUGUUCCGACAGUCGCUGGCUCAACGUGAAACUGUGUUGGUCUCCCAUCCUCUUGGUAAUUCUGUUGCUCCAUCAGAACCUGGAAGUAAAAAUGGCUCUAGGGCAAAUGCAGGAGAAUCAUUUCAAAAAGUCCAUCCACUAUCAAAUCAAGACACUGACCAUUUGGAUGAAGAACUAGAUCUUCUCCUGAAUCUAGAGGCUCCCAUUAAUACAGAAAAUAGACCUGCGUCAGGUACAUUAUCCUGCAGCAUAUCAACUGAGAAAGAUUUGAAAAUGGAUUGUAAAGAAAAUGAGCCUUUAAAAGUAGAUAUGCCUGAAGAGAAGAGCACGUCAUCACAGCAGCAGCAAAGUACAUCUAAAGAUGUUACUGAAGAAGAGCUUGAAGACUGGCUGGACAGCAUGAUCGCCUGAAGCUCAGAUUUCCUCAUAUGAAUAAUUGAAUAUAGCAAACAUUAUGUAGAAACUUGAAUCUUUCUUUAUCUCCUUGUUAUUUCUUUUCUCUGUAUGCGAAAUGCCUGUUUUUCUUUGCUGGCACUUAAAAUUUUGUGCAACCAAAAUGAAUUUAGAAAAGAUUUAAAAUUGUUGAAGACUAAUGAUAUUAUUAGAAAGGUCUAAAAUUUGUGAUGAAGUUAGAGUUUUCUUUGCUAAAGAAGCAGGCUACAGUGCAGAAAGAGAAGUUAUUUCAGCUUGUACUUGCUCUAUAUAGUCCUUAAAAUAAAGCUGUGGAUGAGCAAUGACUAUAUGUGUUUUUAGUUACCAUUGUCAUAAAACAAUAUUGUAGAAAAAUGGGAAAGAUGACAGCAACAGUUAUAUUUGGUUUAUAAUACUUUAUUGCAGUGGGCACUUGUUAUUAGAAGAAAAAAAAAAAAAGCAUAAUCCUAGCAACUUCUACUUGCAGGUGACCAUAGAGCAUUGUUUUAUUUUGGCCUAAGAUUUAAAUUGUGUUCAUUUUGAUACAGUGUAUGUCUUUUAACAGCAGUAUCUAAUAAGCUGUUAUUGAAGGUAGUAUAUAAACAAACUUUAAGUGCAAUUUGAUACAGAAAGACAGAAAAGCAAUACAGUUAAUGGGUCUGUUCAUCUAGAACACUAACAAAAAGUUUGCAUAGCUAUGUCUACAGAGGUUUUAAGGCACUUUAAUGUUUCAAGGUUGACAAAGUGUUUGAAAAUGAUUUCUUUUAAACUGCUUAAAGCUUUUCAAACUACCUUAAUACAUUCACUAGCAAAUACUGUGGGGAAAAACUGGACAGCAGUUACUUGAACUAUUUUUUCUGAGGUACGGUCUCUGAUGUUCAAGUUCUUCAAUGUCAGAUGUGCAAUUAAGAUGCCUUUUAGCCCUUUCAACUGUACUGCCAAACACCAGGUUAAUGAUGGUAGUUAAAAAGUUGUUAUAAUUUUAGGCCAUGUUUGAACUGGAAGGCUUAAGUUAAUCUGGCAUAGUUUUUGCUAAUUAAAAUUCCAACAAAAGACCUGUUUCAUAUGUGGUAGGUACAAAAAGCCUCUGAAAUAGUGUCAAAUUUUAUGUGUGUCUUGAACUUUGAAGACAUUUAAAGCGAAUACAAGCUGUGAAAUUAUGCCGUGAAAAGAACAGAUUUUUUUUUUUUUUUUGUAUACUGGAUCUUAGCAGUUCAUGAAUAAAUCAUUUCUUUUGUUAUAUUAGCCAAGUUGAUCCUCAUACUGUUUUCGGAAGCAGUCUCCUGCUGGGAAAAAAUCCCAACAUCUUUCUUGGUACAUCUUCCACACAAAUGAUUCCUGAAAAUGAGAAAGAGUAUUUAUUUUACCAGUCACUGUGCAGUUAGUGAUGUAGAUAAACUUUUAACAAUAACCACAUACUGUGCCUGCUACCAUGGAGUAGAAUUGUAAAGAUGCUGGAACUCAAAAGAUUGUAACUCAAUAAUGUUUAUAAAAGUUUUAUACUUAUCUAAUUCAGUACUAUUGAAGUUUAUGCUCUAUUAGUAAAAUAUCCAAGCAUAAAUUAAUCAAUCUAUUUAUAUCAGAGUAAAUCUGUUGACAAAUUUGUAUAUAAGCAAAUGUGUUUUACUUUGAAAGGAAAACAAAGGUACUUCUGUAGCAUUUGCCUAAGAGCUUCUUAGUGAGAAGAUAAAAUUAAGUUCUAGUUAUUUUCUUAUUUAUUUGCCUUUAGGGCCUAACAAUGCUAAACAUAUGGUCACCCAAAUACCUAUCUAUCUACACAUAUAUAGAUUUUGACUAUCACUAUAGUAUCUUAACUGCUUAAUCCUUUUGGGAAUAAACUACACCUGGUGCAUUUGUGAUUUUCUUUUCAGAGAUAGGAUGACAGUAAGAUUACUACUAACUGACUUCUGACAGAGUUCACUGCUGGGUGAAAUAGCACAGUGCAGCAUUCUCCCCCUCCCUUUUGUUUUAGCCUUUCUUUCCUUUUGCUGGCAGUAGCCUCUUGGGGAGAGUGGCAUCAUCCACACUUCUCAGUGGUACAUCAGUUCCACCUGCUGGUACACAGCUACAAGGCUUGAGAAGAUAAAAUUGUUGAAAGAUAAGCUUAAUGGUUUUUCUUAAAUUUUAUUUUCUACUCACCUGGCCAGUAUGCUCAGUUUCAUCCUUGUUAAUUAGAUACAUUAAGAAGAACCUGAAACAAGCACAUGAAGUGGGUAUUAAUGCAGGAAACAUUGUAUCUCUGCCUGACCUUUUCUAGUCUGUGGUAUGUGACGAAGAUUAUGCCAACCAGCAAAGCAAUGACACUGCUAGGCAUCUAAAGUGCUUAAUUUAAGGGAAAAAAUUCUGUCCUGAAGCAUGUCUUCUGUGAAAGUGCUAAGAUGUAAAAAAAAUCUAUAGAAGUAGAAAAAUGCAGUUUAGCAUUUCCUUCGUUUCAGUGUGAGGAGCAAUACCUGAAUUAGGCAUAUGCCAAAUUCUGAGCACAUAUGAUCCAACAUGUCACCUUGGAAGAGGUUACUAUGGCUACUGCAUGAGAAGUGUGGCAAAUACUGAGCUGUACCAGGAGUUCUGAGCACUGCUGCUACACAGCUCAUAGGCUGAGCCUAUCCUUCCCCAACACCUGAGCUCAGUCAAAUGUUGAGAGCUUCAACUAAUUAGGAAAACUGUAAAGAACCAGCUGUGGUCUGUUUAGAGGUAAUACUACUCAUGGUUGGUCAGUUUCAGUGCAGUGAAUUUGGAAUGAGGUUAUGUGCUUUCAUUGCGAAGGAAGGAAAGUACACUGAUUUUAACAGUUUCUAAUUAAAGGGUAACCUGGGUAAAAAGAUUGUUCACUAUAUAUUCUAUUAUGAAGAAAAUGGCCAUUUUUAAUUUAAGGUGAAUUAUAUGUUCCCAUGUAACAACUAAAGAAUUUGAUUUAGUAAGAAAAGCUUGGAUGUUGUAGACUGGUAAAACUAUGGAUAUUAAUAGAAAUUUGCAUCACAUUUAGCAAUUGAUAUUUUUUUAAUUUAAAGUUCAGAUGCAGUAUUCCAAAGCCAGAUUGCUAUAAGAUUUCACCAGCUUCUUCUUUCAUUCUCAUGCAAUGCUUGUAUAAUUAAUUAUCUUUGUGGUAUGAGUAACUAAUGCAACAAGAAUAAAUUUUUUAAUAUGC
Vidua chalybeata is the source of this 4058-nucleotide messenger RNA. It is a transcript of the gene AVEN, whose product is annotated as apoptosis and caspase activation inhibitor. The transcript has 6 exons. Lineage: Eukaryota; Metazoa; Chordata; Aves; Passeriformes; Viduidae. The coding region runs from base 137 to 913 and encodes 258 amino acids. Gene Ontology annotation, biological process: negative regulation of G2/M transition of mitotic cell cycle. The record is from RefSeq and is a predicted model, not a curated record.